AUGCGAGGCCCAACUAUCAUCAAAGCAGAGGAUGACAAGACCAGAAGCCUGAAUAAGCACACACUUAUGGCUUUCUCUGGAGAGGCAGGAGACACUGUUCAAUUCGCCGAUUACGUCCAAGCAAAUGUUCAACUGUAUACGAUGCGCAAUGACACCGAGCUCAGCACCCCUGCUGUAGGCAAUUUCAUUCGAGGAGAGUUGGCUCGCAGCUUGCGAUCACGAAGCCCUUACACAGUCAACCUCUUGCUGGGUGGUGUGGACCCCACCACUGAGCAGCCUCACUUGUACUGGAUUGACUACUUGGCUUCGUUGGCACCCGUACCAUAUGCCGCCCAUGGUUAUGCCCAAUACUACUGCCUCUCUCUCCUCGACAAACAUCAUAACCCCAACAUUUCCCUCGAAGAAGGCAUCAAACUCCUUGGGAUGUGCACAGAUGAGCUCAAGCGUCGGCUACCGAUCGAUUACAAGGGACUUGCGGAACUGAAGAACUUCGGCGUUUCAUUCCUUCUCCUCCUCCUCCUCCACCACAACACUCCUGUCGCAAUGCCUAAGAGACUAGCAGAUCUUCCUCUUGGGGAGAAUUUCCCAGGGCCGCCGGCAUCGAAAAAGCCGCGCGUGGAGGACGAGAGUGAAGAUCACAUCCCCAACGGCGCACCCGCGCAAUCAGAGCAAGACGAUCGCAAUGGUGCCAACAUCCUAGCAGCCGCCGAUAAAGCAGGGCAGGAGCUGGACGGAGACGCGCAGGAUGAUUCAGGUCUCUCGGAUAUUGACGACGAUGCCUCCGCGCUCAGUGCACCCAAACGACAAAACCAGCCGAUGGAGGGCUACGGCGACCUCUACCUCGAUACGGUCAACAGAGGAGUACUGGACUUUGAUUUCGAAAAGUUGUGCUCCAUCAGUCUCUCGAAUAUCAACGUGUACGCUUGUCUCGUCUGCGGCAAAUAUUUCCAAGGUCGCGGUCCCAAAUCGCAUGCGUAUUUUCAUGCGCUCGAGGUCGGGCAUCAUGUCUUUGUCAAUAUGGGCACCAAGAAGGUCUACGUGUUGCCAGAAGGAUAUGAAGUCCAAAGCAAUAGUUUGGAUGAUAUAAAAUACGUGGUGGAUCCGCAUUUCUCGAAGAGUGAAGUAAUCAAAAUGGAUAAAGAGGUCCGCGACGCUUGGGAUCUCCAUGGUGCCAAGUACAGACCAGGUUUCGUGGGUAUGAACAACAUCAAAGCCAACGACUAUAUGAACGUGGUGGUUCAGCUUCUGGCGCACGUCCUCCCAAUCCGCAACUUUUUCCUCCUCCACGAGUUCCCACAAUUGGGCACUCCGCAACUUGCCCUUCGCUUCAGUACACUUGUACGCAAGCUAUGGAACCCCAAAGCAUUCCGAUCUCAUGUUUCUCCGCACGAGUUGUUGCAAGAAAUCGCCCUGCGCUCAUCAAAGCGCUUUACCCUCAGCCAACAAUGCGACCCUGUGGAGUUCUUAUCAUGGUUCCUCAAUAAUCUCCAUCUGUCCCUGGGCGGUUCCAAGAAGCCAUCCAAGACACCCACUAGUGUAGUCCAUGCAGCCUUCCAGGGCCGGGUACGAAUUGAAUCACAGGCUAUCACGGCCCACAGUGACACUCAAAAUGCACGUCUGGUUUUCACGGAAUCUGGCGAAAUCAACAGCCAAGUCACCCCAUUCCUCAUUCUCACACUGGAUCUACCCCCGACCCCUCUCUUCCAAUCCGCAAAUCGGGAAUCUAUCAUCCCACAGGUCCCUCUUACCACACUUCUCAACAAAUACAAUGGCAUCACCGCCUCCGAGAAGAUGGCCCAUCGUGUCAGACAUCGCCUCCUCCAUCCUCUACCGCCUUACCUCCUCUUCCACAUCAAACGCUUCAACAAAAACCGCUUUGUGUCGGAGCGAAACCCUACUAUUGUCACUCAUCCCAGCCCCCGCUCCCUCGACAUGUCACCUUACGUGGAGCCAAACCCGGAAGCCUGGCCCCCAGGAGAACCAAUCCUGUACGACCUCGUAGCAAACAUCAUCCUGGAUCCCUCCAUCGCAGCCCCCGGUGCUACUGAGGAUGCAGCUGACAAGGGUGUCAAUGCCGCGUCUGGAUCAUCCUCCGGAGCUGGUGGCGGCAGCGAAAAGGUCUCCUGGCUUGUCCAGCUGCACGACAAGGCCAUGUCGGCUGAUAACACACGCCAUCAAAAUGGUGGUGGUGCGGAACAGCGUGGACCGGAGUGGCUUGAGAUUCAGGACUUGUUCGUCAAGCGUGCCGAGAGUGAGACUCUCUUUACGCGCGAGGGAUACCUGAUGGUUUGGGAGCGCAGAAAGGUCCCUGGCCAGAAGGGCAAGAGCCAAGCUGCCAAAUAA
Penicillium odoratum is the source of this 2343-nucleotide messenger RNA. Its product is annotated as cysteine proteinase. Gene Ontology annotation, biological process: proteasomal protein catabolic process; spliceosomal complex assembly; protein deubiquitination. Lineage: Eukaryota; Fungi; Ascomycota; Eurotiomycetes; Eurotiales; Aspergillaceae. The coding region runs from base 1 to 2343 and encodes 780 amino acids. Gene Ontology annotation, cellular component: proteasome core complex. Gene Ontology annotation, molecular function: cysteine-type deubiquitinase activity; zinc ion binding. The transcript is spliced from 5 exons. The record is from RefSeq and is a predicted model, not a curated record.